CCGCAGACUGACCGUUCAGACGUGAUCAUGUCAAUCCACCCGGAGCACGUUGAAGAGAUUGUUGACGGCGCCAAGACGCACGAGUUCCGCAACUUCCGCCUCCACCAGGUCGCGCGGAUCUGGAUCUACAUCACUCAUCCCGUUUGCGAACUCAAGUAUAUGGCCGUCAUCAGCGGGUACAAGCUUCCCGGCGAGAUUUCAGCGGAUGACCCUGGUGUUGGUAACAAGGCAUUCAACGAGGGCAAGGGCAGCAAGUACGCGUAUGAGCUGCUGCAGGUGUACCAGCUGAAC
Molecule: messenger RNA, 291 nt
Organism: Cryphonectria parasitica EP155
Lineage: Eukaryota; Fungi; Ascomycota; Sordariomycetes; Diaporthales; Cryphonectriaceae
Exons: 1
Source: RefSeq, a predicted model, not a curated record